AUCUCCCAAAUGUAAUCAUUUACCUGAGGUCAUUGUGUGAGGUUAGUACGUGUGCGUGGAGUUUGGAAUCUGACCCCCAUUCCGUCUAGAAAGACAAACUAUUUAUAUUGCUGUCGAUCUGUGAGGGGCUCUCUGCUUUGUAUUAGCUUAAUUCUGAAAACUUCACUUCAGUUACUCCAGCGUUAGUUUUAAAUGAGCUGCUAGAUUGUUGCAAUAAAUUGAAAUCGAAUAAUCUUAAAUAUGCUAAGGCUAAAUCUGAUUCUCAUCUGCUUAGGCUUUGCUCAAUUUUCUGCUGCUGCUAAAGUUUCAGACCAAACAGCUGGACCGAGACUCAACAAUGGAAAACUGUAUAAGUACAGCUAUGCUGCUGAGGUGCUGCUGGACGGAGCCAAAGGGACGAUUGAGGAAAACACGGGUUAUAGGAUUUCAACCAGCGUCAACGUCAACUUAGUUUGGAGAAAUCCAAGCAAUAAAGAUGAGCAGCUCAUAACAAUGUCGAUGAGUGACAUCAAGAUUGAAAAUGUGAACAAACGUGACGACAAGAGAAACAUCUUCCUGGGGUCGUCUGCAAAAAUCAUCCUGGGAAAAGACAAUCUGGCAGCUCUAGAAAAGCCACUUAUCCUUCACUUGAACUUUGGAAAGGUCAAAAGCUUGUAUUCCUAUCAGAAGGAACAUGCAGUCAUUAAGAACAUUAAGAGGGGUCUGGUCAGCCUCUUUCAGUUGCAGCUCAGCUCUGGCAGGGGGGAAGAGGAGGACGUGUCUGGAAAGUGCAAGGUUAAUUAUCAGGGUCGUCACAACCAGGUGACUCGAAUCAAGGAACUGGACAGCUGCAAGACUGCUGACACAGGCUUCACAAGUCACAGCAAGGUAUUGGGAGUUAGUAGCAAGUCCACAUCAGCCACUGUUUUUACUCUGGAGGAUGGGUUCAUCAAAUCGGCACACUCCGAGGAGAAUCACACUCUGUCUCUGAAUGCGCGACGGACUAUCACAGCCAAAAUUGUAUCAAAACAAAUGUUGCAGCUGGUAAAGAUUGAAGCUGGACCCAAAGAAACAGCUGGAAAAGAAGUGAAGAGUAUAAUCAAGACUUUGGACCCAAAGUAUGUGUCCAUCCCCCUGCCAGCUGAAACAGUCGAAUCAGAAUGCAAAGGCUGCCCCACUCUCUGGGAGCACUGGCAGUCAGUCAGUAAAGAAUUUGAACCCGAGAGCCUCUCCAAUGCCACAGCUGCCAGAAAAUUCCUCUCCCUGAUCCAGACUAUGAGGAAAGCAGGGAAGGAGGAGAUCCUGCAGGUGCUCACAAGUGCAAGCAGCUCUGUCCUCCCUCCAUUAGUGGACGCAGUUACCUCAACUCAAACCUCGGCCUCGCUAGAAGCUAUCCUGGAGUUCCUUGAUUUCUCCGAUGAGGAGGGUCUUGUGUUACAGGAGAGGUUCCUCUAUGCCUGUGGCUUCGCGUCUCACCCCAAUGAGGGAAUGCUAAAAGCACUGAUGGGCAUACGGAAUGGGAAAAUUAGCAGCAAUGACAUCAAGGAGUCUGUUGUAAUUAUCAUGGGAGCCCUUGUUAGGAAGCUUUGUCAGAAGGGAGGCUGUGAGCUUCCAGCUGUUGUAGAGACAAAGAAGUUGAUUUUAGAGGGCCCAGACAGCACUGAAGAGGAGUCGGAGAUCCAGAUGUACCUGCUGGCUCUGAAGAAUGCACUCUUACCUGAAGCUGUCCCUCUGUUGACAAAGUAUUCGGAAUCAAGAAGCGGGCCCAUCAGCAGCAUUGCCAUCGCAGCCCUCCAGAAGUAUGAUGUGUCCUUGAUGACAGAAGAGGUCAAGAAAACCCUGAACCGAAUCUAUCACCAGAACCACAGAGUCCAUGAGAAGACCGUCAGGACAGCUGCAGCGGAUCUCAUUUUCAGCAGCAAUCCCACAUACAUGGAGGUGAAAAACCUGAUGCUCUCCAUUGGAUCCCUGCCUCACGAAAUGAACAAGUACAUGCUCUCUAAGGUGCAGGAUAUCUUGCAUUUUGAAAUGCCAGCAAGUAAAGUGGUUCGGCAAGUGAUGAGAGACAUGAUUUCUCACAACUAUGACCGUUUCUCCAAAGUGGGAUCAUCGUCUGCUUUCUCUGGCUACAUUACACGCGAUCCGGACGCCACUUCCACCUACAGUUUGGACAUCCUUUACUCAGGGUCUGGUAUCCUGAGGAGGAGUAACAUGGACAUCAAGACUUUCAGCAAGGACACCCAGCUUCAUGCAAGCCAGGUUGUGAUUGAAGCUCAGGGUCUGGAGUCGCUGAUCGCAGCCACUGCUGAUGAGGGGGAGGAGGACCUGGAGUCCUUCUCGGGAUUGUCUGCUGUGCUCUUUGAUGUGCAGCUCAGGCCAGUCACCUUCUUCAAGGGUUACAGUGACCUCAUGUCCAAGAUGUUCUCAGCAACGGGGGAGCCCAUGAAUGUGGUCAAGGGUCUCAUUCUGUUGGUGGACCACUCACAGGUGAUCCAGUUACAGUCUGGACUGAGGGCCAGUGCAGAGUUCCAGGGAGGGCUGGCCAUUGACAUUUCAGGUAGCUUGGAGUUCAGCCUCUGGUACAGAGAGUCCAAGACCAGUGUCAAUAACAAGGGAGCGAUGGUUGUAACUGGCAAUAUUACAGUGGAUAUGGACUUUGUUAGAGCUGGAGUGGAAGUCAGCUUUGAGACUGAGACUGCGCUGGACUUCAUCACAACAGUGAAAUUUUCACAGUACCCGUUUUUGGUGUGCAUGCAGAUGGAAAAAGCUCAGUUUCCAUUCAGACAAUUCCUGACCAAGUAUGAAAGCCUGCCUUCUGGAAAGCAUUACAUCUCUCGUAAAGGCAGGAGAGAAAUUGUGCCUGGUUCAGAAUUCCCACUCCAUCAGGAAAACUCCAACAUGUGUAAGAAAGUGUUUAGUGAAGGGUCGGACUGGUAGAGAUACAAAGAGAAAACGCUGGUAGUGGCAUAGGGGCUGACAGCAGUAACUAGUGAAUUAAGAUGUACACGAUUCAAAUGAUGUACAUCCAGUGUUUUACAUACUUACAGCUAUUUAAAACUUUUGUAAAGUAAAAGACCUACAAGGCAUUGAUAUGGGACACAUUUAUUUUGUUUCCUAUUGUUUGAGACCUCGUAAAAAGAGAUGGCACAAAUGUCUUAAGUCUUAAACUACACUACAGCUCUGUAUGUGAAAAAAAAUUAAAUAAAUAAAAAUAAAAAAAGGCUUUCUAACUCCUAAGUAGUUUAACUUUAUGACAAGAGUACUAUCUGACAUUCCCCUUUUGCUGUGAAUCAUGUGGUCACUGUUAUAUAGAUUUUCAUUUUGUAUUAUUUAUUGGUAGGUCUGUGAAAAAACAAGGGUUUUGUAAACUUUUUUUUAUUUUUUUUAAUACACCACCCACUCUAUAUAUUGCAGGUGUCGGUGUCCAGUAUCAAUCCGCUAUAUAUCGAGGGCCGCGAUAUAGUGAGAGACCCAUAGAAAAACAAAUAGGCUAACAAAUACUGUACAACCACUCCCUCGUUUUAUCGGGUGCGUCAGGGUCCAGUAUAAAUCCUUUCCGAACUCCCUUUUUCCCAUUUUUCGUAUAAAAAGCAGAACACUGUUUUAAUUCAUACUGUGGAGGGUAAUUGCUUCUCAUCAACUUCAGUC
Polyodon spathula (Mississippi paddlefish) is the source of this 3627-nucleotide messenger RNA. RefSeq names its product microsomal triglyceride transfer protein-like. The transcript is spliced from 18 exons. The coding region runs from base 241 to 2916 and encodes 891 amino acids. Gene Ontology annotation, biological process: lipid transport; lipoprotein metabolic process; cholesterol homeostasis. Gene Ontology annotation, cellular component: Golgi apparatus; basolateral plasma membrane; endoplasmic reticulum. The record is from RefSeq and is a predicted model, not a curated record. Gene Ontology annotation, molecular function: lipid binding. Lineage: Eukaryota; Metazoa; Chordata; Actinopteri; Acipenseriformes; Polyodontidae.